Molecule: messenger RNA, 1707 nt
Organism: Perca fluviatilis (European perch)
Lineage: Eukaryota; Metazoa; Chordata; Actinopteri; Perciformes; Percidae
Gene: hsd11b2
Product: hydroxysteroid (11-beta) dehydrogenase 2
Molecular function (GO): oxidoreductase activity
Source: RefSeq, a predicted model, not a curated record
ACAGAGAGAGAGAGACAGACACAGACACAGACAGACACAGAGAGACAGACACAUACAGACAGACAGACAGACAGAGACAGACAGACAGGGAGACAGACAGACCUCUUUCCUGUGAUGAUGGACGACUACUGUCUCCCGUCGUGGAUUUAUUUGGCUGUCUUCACCGUGUUUGUGGGCGGAGCCAUGAAGAAGAUCCUGGCGUGCCAUCUGAGCGCGGCUCCGCCCCUGAUGGCGUUGCUCGGCGCCACCAUGCUCGCCGGGCGUCUGGGGGCGCUCUGUCUGCCGGCCGUGCUGCUGUGCGCCCCCACCCCCUCCCCCCCCCCCCCCCCCCCCAGCGCUACUACCAAGGAGCCGCUACGCGCCCUGCCCGCCCACGGCAAGGCCGUCCUCAUUACAGGAUGUGACUCUGGUUUCGGGAAUGCGACAGCGAAGCAUCUGGACGCUCUGGGCUUCGAGGUGUUUGCCACCGUGUUGGACGGGUCCGGAGACGGAGCCAGAGAUCUGCAGAGGACCUGCUCCCACCGCCUCACCAUCCUGCAGGUGGACAUCACACAGCCUCAGCAGGUCCAGCAGGCGCUGAUCCAAAUCAAGGCCAAACUGGGCCUCAAAGGUCUGUGGGGUUUGGUGAACAACGCCGGCGUGUGUGUGAACUUCGGCGACGCCGAGCUGUCGCUGAUGUCAAACUUCCGUGGCUGCAUGGAGGUCAACUUCUUCGGGACUCUGAGCAUCACACAGACCUUCCUGCCACUGCUACGCCACGCCAGAGGACGCAUCAUCACGGUGUCCAGCCCUGCAGGUGACCAACCAUUUCCCUGCCUGGCGGCGUACGGAGCCUCCAAGGCUGCUCUGAACCUCCUGAUGGACACGCUGAGGAACGAGCUGCAGCCCUGGGGGGUCCCGGUGACCACCGUGCUGCCCGCCUCCUUCAGGACAGGUCAGUCGGGUAACCGUGACUACUGGGAAUCGCAGCAUGCCGAGCUGCUGCGGAGCCUGCCUCCGGCGCUGCUGGACGAGUACGGCGAGGACUACAUGUCCGAGACCAAGGACCUGUUCCAGCGCCACGCGGGCCAGGCCAGCCCGGACCUCAGCCCUGUGGUGCACGCCAUCGCCACGGCGAUACUGGCGCCGCAGCCCGCGCCGCGCUACUUCGCCGGGCCCGGCGUGGGCCUCAUGUACUUCAUCCACAGCUACUGCCCGCUCAGCGUCAGCACGCGCUUCCUAAAGAGACUGUUCGUGAAGAAGACUCUGCCGCCACGCGCACUGAGGAAACAGGCGGGCUGCGAGCUUAGCCGAGGCCUCCACAACAACAACAACAACAACAACAACAACAACAACAACAACAACGAGGACAGCAGCGGCGAGGACAAACUCAAGUAGCUCCCCGACAGAAACACAGAGACACAGAGAGUUUAGAGGACCACUUCUGAAACUAUUCUGCCAUUGGCUGGUCAAACUGUCAGUCUACUGACCCGAGCCAUUCAUUUGUUUAUUUUUUUCUUCCACUGUUUGUUCUUCUUUCACAUUUCAAGUUGGCUGUUUCCUUGGAUUUGAGCUGUGCUGGCAAAUGUAUAGAAUCUGUAGAAAGUAACAGAGACACAGACAGAGACACAGACAGAGACACAGAGACACAAACAGAGACACAGAGAGACAGAGACACAGAGACACAGAGACACAGACACAGAGACACAGACACAGAGACACAGAGAC